UGCUGGCAGCCUCCAGGGGAGGCAGGGACAAUACCUUUGGAGUUCAGGGAGCUGGAAUGGUAUCGGGGCAGUGCCCCUGAAGGUGGAAACAGAGAAGAGAAGAGACAAGAGUUCUCAGAUCUGAAGCGAAGUCUCAGUAGCAGCUGCAAUGGCUUUCUUCCUUGCCUGCCUGCUUGCUCUCCUCCCUGUGGUUUCUAUGAAGAGUCCCAUAUUUGGCCCCAAGCAAGUGACAGGAGUGGAAGGAGGAUCUGUCUCCAUCCAGUGCUUCUACCCAUCCUCUUCAGUCAAUCGGCAUGGCCGCAAAUACUUUUGUCUUCAGAAUCUAAGGCAAUCCUGUGAAACCAUAGUCUCCUCAAAUGGUUUUGUCUCUGAGAGAUUUAGUGGGAGAGCCAAACUCACCAAUUUCCCAGGGAAUAACUCCUUUUUAAUACAGAUUUCACAGCUGGAGAAGGAAGACAUUGGGCUCUACAAGUGUGGUCUGGGCACGAGUAAUCGGGGUCUGUCGUUUGACAUCACCUUGGAGGUGGGAGAGGGUCCCAAUCUCCCUAACAACACUGAGGUCAUCGUCACUGAAGUGGGUAAAACAGUGUCCAUCAACUGCCCUUUCCAGGAACAGAAUACACAGGACAGGAAAUUCUUAUGCAAGAAGGAUGGCGAAAGCUGUGCACUGGUCAUCGAUUCUCAGGAACAAGUGGGCCCUGACUACACAGGAAGAGCCCGCCUCAGCAUCAGCGGCACCAGCAGUAGGGUCUUUGUGGUCACCAUCAGCCAGAUCAAGAGGCAAGAUGUUGGGAUGUAUGUCUGUGGGGUCGGGGAGGACAGUGACACCGGAAUCCAGAAGAAUGUUGACUUAAAGUUGCUGGAGCCUGAACCUGAACUGCUCUACGCUGAGCUAGGGGGAUCGGUGACCUUGAACUGUGCCCUGGGAAGCACGGUGGCAAGCGUGCCCAAGUUUCUAUGCCAGAUGAGGGCAAAAGAGACUUGUGACUUGGUCAUCAACAGCAAGGGAUUUACAAAUAAUGCCACUCAUGGAAGGAUCCUGUUUAGCCAUACAACCGAGACUGGAUCCUUUAGCAUAAUGAUCACACAAGUGAGGAAAGAGGAUGAAGGUGUAUAUCACUGUGGUGCCCAGGAAGAUGGCCAACCAUCAGAAGAAGGGCCAAUUAGAGCUCUACAGCUCUUUGUCUCUGAAGAGACCACUGUUCCCAAGAGUCCUUUGGUGGUGAAAGGUCCAUCUGGUGGCUCCGUGACAAUAACCUGCCACUACGACCCCAAAAAGAACAACACCCUGAAGUACUGGUGCAAGUGGGAGGGCAGCAGCCACUGUACUAAGCUGGUAGACAGUUUGGGAAUGGUGGAUGAGUCCUACGAGGGAAGAGUGGCCCUGUGGGAUGAGCCAGAGAAUGGCAUCUUUACUGUUAUACUCAACCAGCUGACCCCUCAAGAUGCAGGCUACUACUGGUGUCUCAGCAAUGGAGAGCACAACAGGAAGUCUUCUGUGAAGAUUGAAAUCAAUGACGGUCAGCCACUCUUAAUAGCACCAAAGACUGUCACGGCCCAGCUGGGACAGUCUCUCACCAUCUCCUGCCACUUUCCCUGCAAGUUUUAUUCCUACGAGAAAUACUGGUGCAAAUGGAGCAACCAGGGAUGUGAGACCCUGCCCACUCAAGAGGAAGGGAGUAGCCAAGCCUUUGUGGACUGCAAUCAAAAUAGCAGGAAUGUUUCUCUCACCCUGAACUCCGUCACGAGAGACCAUGAAGGGUGGUACUGGUGUGGUGUGAAGAAUGGCCAGAACUAUGGAGAGACAAUUGCAGUCAGUGUGUCUGUGGAAGAAGAAGUCUCCGGGAAUGCCAUCCAGCCAACCAAUGCUGUCUUAAAUGAAGAUGCUGUGGAGCCUAAAGUCAGAGGCAAAGAGAUUGAAGUGCCUACAGAUUUGGGGAGCACUGAGGAACACAGUGGAGGCUCCAGUGUUCUGGUCUCCACUCUGGUGCCUUUGGCGCUCGUGUUAACCGUGGGUGCAGUGGCACUAGGAAUCAUCAAAGCCCGACGUUGGAGGUUCAGCGAUCGAGUUUCGGUUGGAAGCUACAGGACCGACCUCAGCAUGUCAGAGUUAGAGAACAACCCCAGGCAAUUUGGAGCCAAUGAAAACAUGGAUGCUUCUGUUCAGGAGACUACUCUAGGAGGGGAAGAUGAAAUCAUCACUCAGACUGAGAACCCUGAAGAGAUCCAACAACCUAAGCAAGUCAAAAGGUCUUCCAAGGAAGAGGCAGAUAUGGCCUACACCGCCUUCCUGCUGCAGUCUAACAACAUGGCCAAUGAAAUUCCCUUGGAUGACCCCAGUAAUGCUUAACCAGUGGAUCCCUCCAACUGCAUUUUGUCUCCCACCACCUUCCCUCUUUGGCUCAAUCAUCUGCAUGACCUCCAGGAUCACCUUUUCUCAGACCCUAUCAGCAACCCAGCAAUCCCUCUGUUCCAUGUGGUCUGCACAUCUGCCCUCCUCACCUUCCCCUGACUUUGUCUGCUCCCUGCCUAGGGUUUGUGGCUCAGUGACUCUAGCCUGGGCCUAGUUUUCCCUCCUCAACUUUUCCUCUGAGAAGAUAAGGAUCCAAUAAUUCAUCAGCUUAAUUUCCAUUGAGUUUCCCCUGCCCCCCUCCCAUGGCAGUAUAGGCAAGGAGGGAAUGCAGACCUUGAAGGAACUGCUCUGUUUUUAGAAGGAUUUCGAGUUAAAUCAUUUCCCUGGAUCUCUAUUCCGAAGAAGUUGAUAGGAUCCAAGAUCUUUCUGUCACACCAUCAUUGCACACUCAGCUGAUUAAAAGGACUUUUUCCUGCC
This is a messenger RNA of Trichosurus vulpecula (common brushtail), 2830 nucleotides long. RefSeq names its product polymeric immunoglobulin receptor (gene PIGR). The record is from RefSeq and is a predicted model, not a curated record. The transcript has 11 exons. Bases 149 to 2350 code for a protein of 733 amino acids. NCBI's taxonomy places the organism in Eukaryota, Metazoa, Chordata, Mammalia, Diprotodontia, Phalangeridae.